UCCAAUCCCUUUUCGAUCUUGAAUACUAAAUGUUUGGCAUAUACCUAAUACGCCUAUAGCUUUUGGCUUAUAGCAGGUAGUCAGCGGGAUAACUGUGCAUCGAGAUGGCAAUGUUGAUAGAUGAUUUCAGGUAUUUUAUGUCGAAUGUUAGUUGCCACAGCUUGUUGCGCGUCUCGUACAAGUACCGCUGCUCGAUGGCCAGGGAGCUGGAGGACUGCCAAACGAUAAUCAACUACUUCAACUACUUCGAGCUGAUGUAUUGCCUGCUGCGCAUCCACGAGGAGUCGUCGGACUACUUCGCGAUCUUCCUGUUGCUCCUCGCGUAUGUUGCAUAUUUGCUGCUGAUGUCGAUAGUUGUCGAUCAGUUCUUUACGCCCACGGUCAAGAUUCUGGCCAUGAAGCUGCGGCUCAAUGAGUACUUGGCUGGCGUCACGUUGCUGGCCUUCGCCAACUCAUCGCCCGACUUCGUGGCCAACCUGAUGCCCAUCAAGAAGCGCGGCGCUCUCUUCACCUGCACCAUCGGCCACAGCCUGGCCGUGCUGCUCGUCUGCGGCGGCAUGAUCUGCUUUCUGAAGCCCUUCCAGAUCGACGGCCACAGCACCGUCCAGAACCUACUCUUCCUCACGCUGGCCAUCGAGCUGCUCACCUGCAUAGUGUUCAGUGGGCAUCGCGUGACCCGCGCAGACGCCUUGGUCCUAUUGUCCUUCUACGGCAUCUUUCUGAUUGUCAACAUUGCGGAUCUUCUACUCAUUAAGCAUACCAUAAGGACACUGCGCUUGGAGCUGAAAGAUCAACGAGAUGGACAAGCACAAAGCCUGGAAAAUAAGAAGAAGUUGGCGUUACUUAACGAUUUGGAGCAGAACGAUGUUAUCAACUUCGAGUGGCACAGAACCCAUGAUGCAGAUGACUUUGGCAUGGCCAUUCUAGGAUCGGAUAGCGCGGAUUAUGUGGCAUAUCGCACGAUCUUGCACUCGCCGAGCAGCUCGAAGAAUCGCUUGUUGUUCGCCGAUCUCUGGGACUCGCUGAGACCCUACGACGCUCUCGAAUGGCAGCUGGGCAACUGCUGCCAGCGGCUGCUGAUCAUCCUGAAGGUGCCGCUGCUGCUGCUCGCCACGUUGUUUGUGCCCGUCGUGGACUAUGGGAAGCACAAGCACGGCUGGAGCAAGUUGCUCAACUGCACGCAGAUCGUCACGAAUCCGUUCCUCAUCAUCACCGCAGUGCACUCCAAGUUUGCCAGCGUCUACAAGUCUUGGUACAUUGACUUGAAGCUGGAUUAUUCCGCUUGGUCCUUCUGCCUGACCGUGCCCUUGGCGCUGUUUGUCUUCCUCGAUUCGCGCACCGAUAUGCCGCCUCGAUAUCAUUUCUUCUUCAUCACUCUGAGCGCUUGCAGCUCUUUGGUGCUCAUCGUUUUGUGCGUGGGCGAGAUCGAGAUACUCACCUCCAUUGUGGGCGCGGCCUUCAAUCUGGGCGAAACCUUUGUGGACAUUACGUUUGGCUCCUUGACCAAUGCCAUCAUCGAUCUGCUGGCCGACUUCAGUCUGGCCAUGCAGGGCUACGAUAAAAUGGCCUUUGCCGCCAUCUGUGCGGCUCCAUUUUUCAGCAUCGUCGUUGGCUUGGGCGUGGCAUUUCUGUUCAAUUCGGACGUGAGCAUAAAGGGCUCGACAUAUUGGCUCUAUGGGGAAUAUGGCGAUAACUGUUAUAUAUUUAUCAUGUUGGCCAUAUUCACCCAAUUGUGGUGGUGCCUGACCCUGAAUUUCAGUUCUCGUCGAUCGGUUGGAGUAUUUUCGUGGAUUUUGUAUCUUUUGUUUUUAGUUUAUGCGAUUGCAGCUGAGUUUAAUCUGGUGCACGAGUUUACAAGAGAUGAUAGCUUUGAACUGCAAUAG
This is a messenger RNA of Drosophila hydei, 1883 nucleotides long. Its product is annotated as mitochondrial sodium/calcium exchanger protein. Gene Ontology annotation, biological process: transmembrane transport; monoatomic cation transport; intracellular calcium ion homeostasis. Lineage: Eukaryota; Metazoa; Arthropoda; Insecta; Diptera; Drosophilidae. Gene Ontology annotation, molecular function: calcium:sodium antiporter activity. The record is from RefSeq and is a predicted model, not a curated record. The transcript has 8 exons. Bases 105 to 1883 code for a protein of 592 amino acids. Gene Ontology annotation, cellular component: membrane.